Molecule: messenger RNA, 3126 nt
Organism: Triticum turgidum subsp. durum (durum wheat)
Lineage: Eukaryota; Viridiplantae; Streptophyta; Magnoliopsida; Poales; Poaceae
Source: the annotation of a GenBank genome assembly
AUGGCUGCUGCACCACCUGGACCUACUCUGAAAGGGCAUACUCUGGUUGUAAAGGAUUUCGAUGACGCCGUCAAGCAGCUGAUUGAUUUUCUGCAUCAUGGCGGUGAUACUUCAGAAGGCAGAAUAAAAGCAUUCUUAUUUCAUGGCUGGUACGGUGUGGGUCUUGGAGCAUCCGCCGUUCUUAGAGCUACAGCAGAACACCUCAAAUCCAAAAGAAGCGAUCCAGACAUGAAACAGCAAUUUGGUAAAGUUGUCCACGUCGACUGCUCUCUGUGGAAAAAUAGAAGGACGAUGCAGCAGGAAAUAGCAGCAGAACUGAACCUUGUGCAUUUAAUGCCUAUUUUUGAUAAGCAAAAUGAGGACGAUGAUUUCAGAGGAGUAGAGGACAGUUCUAGAGCAGAGAUAACAAGCAUAGCAAGUGCGAUCUAUGAAUCUCUAAUCAAUGAAAAAUUUAUAUUAAUUCUUCAUUAUGGGGGAGAUGCAGAUAUUGAUCUGGCAGAGUCGGGCGUUCCUGUAUUUGGACCUUUCGGUAAAGCCAAGCUUUUAUGGACCAAUCAUGGAAGAUUUCAGCUCUCACAGAAACAACACAAGUUGUUGACAUCCAGUUUCCUUGAUAUAAACAUGCUUUUCAUUACCACAGACCACAUCUAUAUCGGGCAACAACUACGUUGUUUAUUGCACAAAGAAGCUGUUGAGGUGAUUAGUUACACGGGAAUGGAUGACAUCAACCCAGCAACUGUUGUGGAUUGCUUCUUGUACUCACUGUUGCUGGUAGGACAACUGGGUGAAAACUCUGACACUGUUGAGUAUGGUUGGGCCACUUAUGUUUGCAACUACUGGAUAUGUGACGGAAUCCUUCAAAAGGACAGAGCUUGGGAGGUUGGCAAUGCAUUAUAUGGAGUGAUAGGGCAAUUGCGCCAUUCUUCAGGUGCAAUAGAAACUCUAUUAUAUUGGUUGGACCAACAAAUAAAAUCCUACCAAGGCUGGAAGUCAAUUGCAUCAAACCAACAAGGAGCACAAAGUAUCUCUGUUGUUCCUGUUAAUGCAUCAUCCUAUUUCUUAACAUUUAAGGGAGAUGAUCUGCUACAACUACCGAAUGAUUUGUUUCAACUAGCCAACAACCUCCGUGUGCUAAAACUCUGCAAGUGCAGAUUUGAUUUUGCAUUGCCUCCUUUCCAAUCCUGCCACAACCUAAGGUUCCUUUGGCUUGACCAUUGUGCAAACACUGGGAAGGAGCAAGGUGGGGGAGCAUGUUUUCCAAACCUGAUAGUGCUUGACUUGCGUCACACUGAUUAUGCCUUGCAGCAGCAGAUGAUUGAACGGAUGACAAAUCUAAGAGAAAUAAAUACAAAAGGAGUCUCAUGGAGGAAUAUAAGUCAUGCAUGGAAAACAUUACAAAAUCUUCACAAGCUCCGACUAACAGAAUCUUCAGAUUUGAUCACAGUGAACAAUUGCUCUUCCUUGGAUAUGAUCAAUCUGGAGCUCCUUGACUUGUCUGGCAAUAUCUCUAUGGCAUCAUUGCCUAGAAUGUCAUCAGCGGCAAGCUUGAAGAUGCUUGUUCUUGAUGGUUGUUCCAACUUGGAGACCGUUGCAGUUGAAGGAGCUCUUCCAUUGCUCGAGACUUUUAGCUUCGAUGGUUAUGGCCCAACAGAGAACUGGGCACAUCCCAUAGAAUUACCAAAAAAAGAAUUUUGGCCAAAGUCUCGUGCAACUCCAAUCCAAGAAGCCAAGGUGACCAAAAUUUCCCUCAUGGGUUGUGGUCGAUUGCAUAGCAUAUUCUUGCGUGCGUUGGACAAUCUGGACGAGUUGGACCUCUCUGGUACAGCCAUAAAAAUGCUUGACCUUAGUGUCAUGGAUGUCCCAAAGCUCAGGAAGUUAUUAUUACUGGGUUGUCGGCAGCUCUUUAGUCUAGGUUGGCGUUAUAAUAACCCAUUUAGAUUGAAAGUGGUACAUGUAGACACUUGCUGGAGGAAAAGAUUAGUGGUAUGUUGUGCACGAGUGAGGGAGGAUUUCUUUCAUUUUGAGGCAUGCAUUACCCUUACAGAUGCAAGGUUCCUUUGGCGGUGCAUGGAGGGACUCUACUUACGUUCAUGGUGGUGCAUGCACAGUGGGGGCAAGUUGAAGUUGCACCUCCAUAUCUCUUCUACCAUUCAUAGCCAAAUCAACAUGACCAAAAGUAUCAAGGAGAUUGGUCCUAGCCAAGAGGGUUUUGCUCCCACAGGGCGAUCAUUACCUUAUGAUGAUAUUAUUAUCCUUUUGAAGGAUGUAGCAAAUUCAUCCCUUGUGUGCGACCAGAGGCAGCUUCAACCUCUCGAUGUGCAUAUAGAGAUUGGUGAUGAAGGCCACAAUUUGGAGACUAUGGACAAGAACCAGCAUUUCAGAUGGUUCGUUAGGGAUCAUGUUCAAUCAUUGCACGUGCAUGACAAUUCCUCAAUCGCGGCUAUCCCUCCAAGGGGUCCACAAACUUGGCUUGGCCUAACAUGGUGUCAUGUUGAGAGAUGUCCCAAGCUACGUUCACUCUUCUCUUGUAAGGCUAGAGAAGACAACUUCACUUCUUUAAGGACAUUUUCCGCGUCUGAUCUCCCGACGGCCUGCUGCAUCUGGGAUAAAACCAACCCCAAAGACCCUGAAGAUUGCAUAUACCUACGAAGUGCCUUCACAUCCCUACAUUCCAUAUACCUACACAAUUGCCCGAGGCUGGUGUUUGUCCUCCCGAUUUCCUUCACCUUGCCAAGCCUGGAGACCCUUCACAUGGCAUACUGCAGGAACCUGCAAUAUGUUUUCCCACUGGACAACAAGUACCCUCCAGAAAUAGCUUCUGGUGCCACAUUCCAGAACCUGAAGCACAUCAAGCUAUACCAUCUCCAUCGGCUGGAGCAGAUAUGCGAAGCCAGACUGACCGCACCGGCGCUGGAGACGAUCAGUCUCAGGGACUGCUGGGGCCUGAGACGGAUACCGGCCGUCGCUGCGCGUCAAGGUCCUAAGCCAGUUGUGGACUGUGAGAAGGAUUGUUGGGGCAGGCUCGAGUGGGACGGCCUGGAGGCCGGGCACCACCCGUCGCUCUUCGAAACGCUUCACUCAGCUUACUACAAGGAGGCGCUCCCAAGGGUCUCCGUUCUAAGGUGA